AUGUUGUGGGGGCGAGUUGCCGACUCUCCUCGGUGUGGCCGCAAAACCGUGCUUUUGAUCGGUCUCGGUGGUACAAUGCUAUCAUGCGUCGGGUUCGGCUUCUCAACUUCGUUCUGGGAAGCCCUUCUCUUCAGGUCUCUGGGUGGAAUCACGAACGGGAACAUAGGCGUUCUCAGAACCAUGAUCAGUGAAACCGUCAAGGAGAAGAAAUACCAGUCAAGGGCCUUCCUUCUACUUCCUAUGACUUUCAACAUUGGCAUCAUCAUUGGUCCCAUACUGGGCGGUCUUCUCUCAGACCCUGCGGGGACCUAUCCUGACACGUUUGGCAAAAUCAACUUCUUUACGCACUUCCCGUAUGCUGCUCCAAACAUACUGUCGGCUGUGUUUCUCUUUUUCGCCAUGAUUUCCGUCUGGCUUUUCCUAGAAGAGGCAAGUUUAUCUCAUGCUGAUCAUACGCUGGACUCGCGUGCAAUGGUGCGAGACAGGGGCCUGGAACUGGGGCAGAAGCUUCGGGGAUGCUUUUCUCGCGGUGACAUGGAGGCGUUCUAUGCACCAUUGGCAUCAACAGAUUCAAGUGCCGAACUCGAGCUUAGUCCUGCAGUGGAGGAAAACAAAUCCUCAGGCAAGCCGACGUACGGUGAUGCUGGGAAGCAAAAUCAGGCUCGGAGGCGAUACACCCAGCGGCUCCCCUUCCGACGUAUCUUUACGCGAAACGUCAGCUUCACACUUGUUGCAAACUUCCUCCUUGCCUUUCACGUGGGUACCUUCAACUCGCUGUGGUUCGUCUUCCUUUCCACGCCCGUGUACGACCCAACCAAAACCGCAGCGUCUCCAAAUGCCUUGGUGCGGAAUCUCCCCUUCCUCUUUACCGGGGGCUUAGGUCUACAACCCCGUGAGGUGGGUAUGACCAUGGCUAUUCUCGGUGUCAUUGGGAUCGGCCUUCAGCUCGGACUUUACCCGUGGCUUUCUGCACGGUUGGGUACGGUCAGGAGCUGGCGCUUCUUCCUUCUGUUUUUCCCCUUUACUUACUUCCUAGUGCCAUACCUAAGCUUGGUGCCGAGCUCUUCGCCGCCACCAAGCCCCAAAGACGGCAUUGCAGUCUGGAUGGCCAUCGCCGGAGUGCUCGCCCUUCAGGUCGUUGGACGCACGUUUGCGUUGCCAGCGCAGACCAUUCUAGUCAAUAACUGCACUCCGCAUCCUAGUGUGCUAGGUACGGUACACGGCAUUGGACAGAGCGUUAGCAGUUUUGCCAGGACUUUGGGGCCUAUGCUCUGUGGUUUCUUGUAUGGACUUGGCCUGAAUAUGGGAGUUGUCGGUGCCGUGUGGUGGGGCUUGAGCGGAGUGGCCAUACUCGGAUUCCUGGCCAGCUUAUUCGUAUGGGAGGGUGAUGGGCAUGAGAUCUGGUUAGAGGGUGACGAAGAGGAUGACAUCUAG
Neurospora tetraspora is the source of this 1434-nucleotide messenger RNA. RefSeq names its product major facilitator superfamily domain-containing protein. The record is from RefSeq and is a predicted model, not a curated record. Gene Ontology annotation, molecular function: transmembrane transporter activity. Bases 1 to 1434 code for a protein of 477 amino acids. Gene Ontology annotation, biological process: transmembrane transport. The transcript has 5 exons. Lineage: Eukaryota; Fungi; Ascomycota; Sordariomycetes; Sordariales; Sordariaceae.